Messenger RNA from Planococcus citri (citrus mealybug), 2368 nucleotides. Its product is annotated as kinesin-like protein KIF23. Gene Ontology annotation, cellular component: microtubule; nucleus; kinesin complex. Gene Ontology annotation, biological process: mitotic spindle midzone assembly; microtubule-based movement. The coding region runs from base 559 to 2322 and encodes 587 amino acids. The record is from RefSeq and is a predicted model, not a curated record. NCBI's taxonomy places the organism in Eukaryota, Metazoa, Arthropoda, Insecta, Hemiptera, Pseudococcidae. Gene Ontology annotation, molecular function: ATP hydrolysis activity; ATP binding; microtubule motor activity. The transcript is spliced from 9 exons.
AACUAAAUACCAGGUAUGGAAAUACGCCAUCUUUGGAUAUAGAUUUCGUAGUUUUGACGGUGAUGUGAUUUUUUCAUUUCAGUCAUAUAAAGAAAUGAAAUCAAAAAAAUGGUGGGAAAAUGUUUAUUUUGUGUAUUAAAAUGAAUAUGAAGUAAAAAAAUAAUGUAAAUUGGCGGUAUUAUUAAUAAAUUGAGUCCUUAAAAUUUUUUUUCUAUAUCCAAAGAUGGCGUAUUUCCAUACCUGGUAUUUAGUUCCUUACCUACAGCUGUUUUAUACCUUCGAUCAGCUGCUCCUGUGCGUAGGUCGUAGGAUCACGAAAGAUUGAUCUAGCGUAGAUCAAAGAUCAACAGAAUGAGCAUCUGUAAAAUGGCAUUGAGCAAAUUGCAUUUCAAUGUAAUGGAGUUUAUGAUUCUGAACAUAAUGAUAUUUUUAUGGAUAUUUAAUCAAAGCCUCUUAAUAAACCGAUUUAUGCCCAUGAACAAGCGAGUAGCCAACUUUGUAGGAAGGCAUCCCAUCGUUCCAAGAUAGUCUGAAGAAACUUUACCAUCAUUGAUCAAAAUGGCAGCAUCUAAGCAGCAAAAAUCGACCACGGUGGAACCUCUCCUCGUAUAUUGUCGCCUAAAACCGAGCAGUUCAUCGACAGAAACACGCUGCAUCAAAAUCACUUCCGAUUGCGUCGUUCAAUUAACCGUUUCAGAAAACUUUCGCAGAGAAUACACCUUCAAACGGAUCUUCUCAGAAACGAGCACUCAAAAAGAGGUAUUCGAUGAAGUAGCUUUACCUCUAGUCAAUGAAUUGGUCAAAGGCAAAAAUGGCCUUUUGUUUACCUACGGUGUGACCGGAAGUGGAAAAACCUACACGAUGACUGGAAACAAACACAGAGCUGGACUGAUGCAGAGAUGCUUCGAUGUGUUAUUCAAUUCUAUUCAAGAUUUUCAAGCUAAAAGAUUCGUAUUUAAACCUGAUAAAGUGAAUGGAUUUGAAGUACAGGGUGAACAGCAAGCUGAACUUGAAAGAGAAGAAUGGAAUAAGAAAAAUUUGAAUAAGCUCAGGAAGAGAGAAUCUCAAGAGGAUUUACUGUCAGCUCGAAGUAAAGAUAGUACCAAAAUUCAAAUCCCCGAAGAAAGUCACGCGUAUGCAGUAUUCAUCUCUUAUAUCGAAGUGUAUAAUAAUUACGUUUACGAUUUACUCGAUCACCUUUCCGAUGUCAAUAUCUACUCGAGACCUCAACCAAAACUGGUUCGAGAAGACAGCUCUGGAAACAUGUAUAUUCAUGGGAUCACUGAAACCGAGGUUAAAAGCGUAGAAGAAGCUUAUGAUAUUCUUCGCAAAGGUCAAAGACGCAAGAGAAUGGCUCAUACUGCACUAAAUGCGGAUUCUAGCCGGAGUCACUCAGUUUUUACAAUACGUUUGGUGCAGGCUCCAUUAGACACAACUGGAGAGACCGUCUCACAAGAUCCCGAUAAACUCUGCAUCAGUCAAUUAUCACUUGUUGAUUUGGCCGGCAGUGAACGAACCAAUCGCACUAAGAAUAUCGGACAACGAUUAUGCGAAGCUGGUAAAAUAAAUCAGUCAUUAAUGGCUCUUCGAAAAUGCAUAGAAUCGUUGCGAGAAAACCAGCUCAGCGGUUCGAAUCGCAUGGUGCCUUAUAGAGAACAAAAAAUCACCAUGUUGUUUAAGAAUUUCUUCGAAGGUGAUGGAAAUAUUAGAAUGAUUCUGUGUGUAAAUCCAAGUAUUUACGAUGCUGAAGAAAAUGCAUUGGUGUUGCAAUUUGCUGAAGUAUCGCAAGAUGUAACAACAAAAUCGACACGUUUAAAGGUAGAUUUUGAUCCAGUUUUGAUAUCGUUCAAAAAAUCAGCUGAGAAUGAAUUGGAGAAAUCACCUAGCACAACCGAUGAAAUGAUGAAAGAAUACACAGAUUCUGAAUCAGUUCUGCCUCUAAGUAAUUCGAUCGAUUUUCAAAUGGUGUAUGAUCUUGGUGAAUUUCCGGCCAGAGAACAUUAUUCGAGUGAAGAAGAUUUUCGACGAAAACUCAUCUUAUAUUUGGAAGAAAGAAUUUUGAAAAUUGAUGCUUUCAAAGCUGAAGUAGCGAAAAGAAUUUCAAAAUUUAGAAAUUUGUUAGUGCAAUAUAACGAGGAACACAUCGUCAACCUGAUCAGCAAAAAAGAUGCACUCGGCGUCAAAUCAGAAAACGAAAAACCCAAAGUGAAAAUCAACAGGACGACAGCUCUGAGACGUCAUGAUGUUAACAAAGCGAGAAAAGUCACACGUAAGAUAAUUCCUAAGGGUAGAGAAAUUUCCAUUGGGAAAAAAAUAAGUUGAAAAUGUACUACAAAAAACAAAUACAAAUACAUUUUUAUUCUUGGUA